CCGCACCAUCCAGCAGCAGCGGAUCCGCUCUCAACCCGCCGACGCCGCCGACCGACCGACCGACCGACCGAGCGAGCGAGCGAACGACGGAGCGAACGAACGAACCACCGGAUCGGCGACGUCUCGUCUCAUCGUCGUAUUUCGGAGGGGGAAUAAAGGGGAACAUGAGAGGCGCUGACGCGUCUUGUUGCGCCGGACUCGCGUCGUGGUGUCGAAUGUGCGCGAUGGGAAAUAGACCCUGACCAGGCAGACCAGGCAGUUCUCGGCGUUCCGGAGAUUCUAAAAAAAACAAAACAAAGGAUGCCCAAGAGGAUGUGGGGAAAAUAGCCAUAGCUUCUGGAGUGUAAGGCCAAAUGACCUAGGAUGAAGGCUGUGCGCAACCUCUUGAUUUACAUAUUCUCCACCUACCUGUUGGUCAUGCUCGGAUGUACCGGCGCCCAAGACUUCUGGUGUUCCACGCUGGUCAAGGGAGUCAUCUACGGAUCGUACUCGGUGAGCGAGAUGUUCCCCAAGAACCUCACCAACUGCACCUGGACGCUGGAGAACCCCGACCCCACCAAGUACAGCAUCUACCUGAAGCUCUACACGCGCGAGAUGAGCUGCUCCGAGUUCCAGCUGCUGGUGUACCAGUUCGACCACUUCUCGCACGAGAAGAUCAGCGAGCUGCUGAAGGUCAACGACUCCGUGCUGUACCUGUGCGACGGCAAGAACCUCCACGUCUUCUUGCACUACGACAAGAACUUCAUCCAGAUGCGGCGGGUCUUCCCGGACGACGCCCCCGCCAAAAGGGGCGCCGGCGCCGGCUCCUCCGACGACCCCGACGAGAGGUCCGUGGUGGAGUUCGUGGUCCUGAACAAGGCCAGCCCCAGUCAGUUCGGUUGCCAGGUGCUGUGCAUGUGGCUGGAGAACUGCCUGAAGGGCGAGAAGGGGACGCCCGAGUCGUGCGGAAUAGUCUACUCCAAGUGCACCUGUCCGCAGCACCUGGGCGACGGCGACUCCGAGAGCGUCCUGCUGCUCAGCAACGUGGUGCUGCCCCUGAACCCGCGGACCGAGGGCUGCCUGACGGCGCAGCUGCGCGGCCCGCACGCGUGCAACCUGAGCGCCGAGGUCAAGCGGCCGUCCAAGGAGGAAUUCGGAUUGAUCGGAGAGCAUACGGUAAAAAGCCAACGGCCAAGAUCGGUUCACGACCCAAAGGGCCGGCAGGAGCGAGAUGAGGCUGCCAAAUUUAUGGCACAAACCGGUGACCCCGGUGCUGACGAGUGGUCCCAGUGGAGCUCUUGCUCAGUUACGUGCGGUCAAGGGUUGCAGGUGCGAACGAGAACGUGCAUCACAACUUACGGAACGCACUGCAGCGGCCCUUUAAGAGAAACCAGGGUUUGCAAUAACACUGCCCCCUGUCCAGUGCACGGCGUGUGGGAGGAGUGGUCCCCGUGGAGCCUGUGCUCCUUCACAUGCGGCCGGGGUCACCGGACGCGGACCCGGGUGUGCAUGCCACCUCAGCACGGCGGCAGGGGCUGCGACGGCCCCGAGACCCAGAGCAAGCUCUGCAACAUCGCCCUCUGUCCAGUGGAUGGACAGUGGCAGGAAUGGAGCGCGUGGAGCGACUGCUCGGUGACCUGUGCCAACGGGACCCAGCAGAGGAAGAGGCAAUGCUCAGCCGCCGCCCACGGUGGCUCCGAGUGUCGCGGGCACUGGGCCGAGAGCCGCGAGUGUCACAACCCCGAGUGCACAGCAAACGGUCAGUGGAACCCGUGGGGGCCGUGGAGUGGGUGCUCGAAGUCGUGUGACGGGGGCUGGCAGAGGCGGGUGCGUGUGUGCCAGGGCCAGGCGGUCACCGGGCAGCAGUGCGACGGCAACGGGGAGGAGGUCCGGAAGUGCAGUGAGCAGCGGUGUCCGGCUCCCUACGAGAUCUGUCCUGAGGACUAUGCAGUAUCCAUGUUAUGGCGGAGAACCCCGUCCGGAGAACUAGCCUUCAACAGGUGCCCACCCAACGCCACAGGCACCACUAGUCGACGCUGCUCCUUGGAUCAUCGAGGGAUUGCGUACUGGGAGCAGCCCAGCUACGCCCGAUGCAUCCAGAACGAAUACAGAUACCUACAGCAGUCGGUUCAGGGACACCUCGCCAAGGGUCAGAGAAAUCUAGCCGGAGACGGUAUGUCCCAGGUCACCAAAGUCUUACUGGACCUCACCCAGAGGCGCAACUUCUACGCCGGCGACCUGCUCUCGUCUGUGGAAAUCUUACGGAACGUCACGGACACUUUUAAGAGGGCCAGCUAUGAGCCGUCCUCCGACGAUGUACAGAACUUCUUCCAGAUCAUCAGUAACCUUCUGGAGGAGGAGAACCGGGACAAGUGGGAGGACGCCCAGCAGAUCUACCCGGGUGCGGUGGAGCUGAUGCAGGUCAUCGAGGAGUUCAUCCACAUCGUCGGCCUGGGCAUGAAGGAUUUCCACAACGCUUACCUGAUGACGGGGAACCUCGUGGCCAGCAUCCAGAGACUUCCAGCCGUGUCCGUGGUCACCGACAUCAACUUCCCCAUGAAGGGACGGAAGGGCAUGGUGGACUGGGCCAGGAACUCCGAGGACAAGGUGGUCAUCCCCAAAGGCUUCUUCGUCCCUCAUACUGAAGAUGACGGCUCGUCCGUGUACAUCCUUGGAACCGUCCUCUACAAGACGCUGGGACAGAUGUUACCUUCACCGAGGAACAACACCGCCGUCAACUCCAAGGUCAUUGCCGUCACCAUGAGGCCGGAACCGAAGGUCAAAGAAGCUCAGCUGGAGAUCGAACUGGCUCACCUGGCUAACGGCACCUUGAAUCCGUUUUGCGUACUCUGGGACGGCGCCGUCACGAACCAUUCCUGGGGCGGCUGGACGUCCAGAGGAUGCAGAACGGUGCUGACGGAUGCCUCGCAUACGAAAUGCCUCUGUGAACGCGCGUCCGCCUUCGCCAUUUUGGCUCAGCAGCCUCUAGAGACGGCGAUGGAUUACUCGGGGGUCCCGUCGGUCACGCUCAUCGUGGGCUGCGGCCUGUCCUGCGUGGCGCUGGUCAGCCUGGCCGUGGUUUACGCCGUCUUAUGGAGGUACAUCAGGUCGGAGCGAUCGAUCAUCCUGAUCAACUUCUGCAUGUCCAUCAUCUGCUCCAACAUCCUGAUCCUGGUGGGACAGACGCAAACGCACAACGUGGGCGUGUGCACCAUGACCACGGCGUUCCUGCACUUCUUCUUCCUGGCCUCGUUCUGCUGGGUCCUGACCGAGGCGUGGCAGUCCUACAUGGCCGUGACGGGGAAGGUGCGGACCAGGCUGAUCCGGAAACGCUUCCUCUGCCUGGGAUGGGGUUUACCCGCCCUGGUGGUCGCCAUCUCCAUAGGAUUCACCAAGGCCAAAGGUUACGGGACGCCCCAGUACUGCUGGUUAUCUCUGGAGGGAGGGCUGCUCUACGCCUUCGUCGGACCCGCCGCCGCCGUAGUGCUGGUGAACAUGGUGAUUGGCAUCCUGGUCUUCAACAAGCUGGUUUCUCGAGAUGGAAUCCUGGACAAGAAGCUGAAGCACAGAGCGGGGCAGAUGAGUGAGCCUCACACCGGACUGACCUUAAAAUGCGCCAAGUGUGGCGUCGUUUCUACCACAGCAUUGUCUGCAACGACAGCCAGCAACGCCAUGGCGUCUCUGUGGAGCUCCUGCGUGGUCCUGCCGCUCCUGGCGCUCACCUGGAUGUCGGCGGUGCUGGCCAUGACGGACAAGCGCAGCAUCCUGUUCCAGAUCCUGUUCGCCGUGUUCGACUCCCUCCAGGGCUUCGUCAUCGUCAUGGUGCACUGCGUCCUCCGCAGAGAGGUCCAGGAUGCCUUCAGGUGUCGACUGCGAAACUGCCAAGAUCCCCUCACCGGUGACGCGACCGGGACCUUCCCCAACGGCCACGCGCAGAUCAUGACGGACUUCGAAAAAGAUGUGGACAUCGCCUGCCGAUCAGCUCUUCACAAGGACAUGGGCUCCUGCCGCGCCGCCACCAUCACCGGCACCCUCUCCCGCAUCUCCCUCAACGACGAAGAGGAGGAGAAGUGCCCCGAGGGCCUGAACUACUCCACCCUGCCCGGCAACAUCAUCUCGAAGGUGCUCAUUCAGCAGCCGUCGGGGAUGCACGUCCCCAUGAGCGACCAGUGCCUGGGCGACGGCGCCGGCGACAUGCACCGCGCCAUGUACCUGUGCACCGAGGACCCCAUGCGCCAGGCCGAGCAGGGCCCCAUGGAGACGGACUACAUCGUGAUGCCCCGCGGCACCUCGGCGGCCGGGUCGGUGCCCACGGGCUCCGCCAGCAUGCCCGUGCUGCUGAAGGACGACUGCAAGAGGAACAUCGGCAUGGACACCCUGCCGCACGACAGGAUGAUGCACUACAAGAUGGCGGGCGAUUUUAACAUGGGCCCCUCGGCCAUGGAGCAGUUCUCCGGCGCCUCGGAGCACAUGCAGAGCCUCCCGUUCGAGCCUCGCACCGCCGUCAAGAACUUCCUGGCUGAGAUGGAAGAGAGCGCCGGUCUGGCACGAAGCGAGACCGGCUCCAGUACCUCCAUGAGCUCUUUAGAGAGGAGGAAGUCCCGAUACCAGGACCUGGACUUCGAGAAAGUCAUGCACACCAGGAAAAGACACAUGGAGCUGUUCCAGGAACUGAAUCAGAAAUUUCAAACCCUGGACCGAUUUCGAGACAUACCAAAUAUGAGCAGCAUGGAUAAGACCAUGGCCAGCAAAAACCCCUGGGAGACGUACAACCCAGCCUGCGAGUACCAGAACUAUGCCACAAUGAAUGUACUAGAGUCGAGCGUCAAGGACUCUCUGGAGAUGACUCCCGCCGAGUGGGAGAAGUGCGUGAACCUCCCUCUGGACGUCCAGGAGGGAGACUUCCAGACGGAAGUGUGAUCAGACCUUCAAGGGCGGCGACCGAGGAUAUAUUUUGCACUGGAGAAAAAAGGGGAACAAAGUGGAAGGCGGGGACGAUCAUGUGCCAAUAAGAUUCGAACUUUGUUUGAGAACGACGUAAAGGACGAGCGUUUUCUUUCUUUCUUUGCUCCUUUCUUGCUUUCGUUGGUUCUUUUCUUUGGGAUUCUCGCCGACGCGGCCGGUAACGGAGCCGCCGGGUGUAUAUUAUAACCACGACCAGUCUCCGAGCUUUUCCAAGCUGCCCGUCGAGAGGCGAGACCUCAGAAACGGGAAAUGGGAGACGAACCGUGACGCUAUGCUACAUCCACCCACAAGCUUCUUCGGGCUCAGUUCCUUUUUUUUUGUUUUUGGGUUUCCGUUCGGUCGUAACUGAGUCCGGGAGCACAAUGUACAUACGCAGGUUUUUAAAACGUUUAUAACAAGUCCGUCGGCCAUCGGUACACUUUUUACUUUCUACUACGAUACAGAGGUGUACUGAAAGACGUGACGAGGAUUUUUGUUUGUUUGUUUAUUUGAUUGUUUUUUUUCCGUUUGCCGUCAUUUAAAGAUGAAUGUUCGUCCGGCUACGUUCUUCAUUGCUUUCGAUGCAAUAAAGGUAAUACUCACUUUUAUAUGAAUAAUAUAUUUCACAACUUUAAUACUGCAGACGUCGCUCGAAGGCACUCGGCGAGCUUCCGCUCAUCUGCAGCCCUGUAUAAAAUAUUUAAAAGAGAAAAAAAAAUCCCCGAACGUUGUACGGUGUAAAUAAAACUUUUGUCUACAUAUGUUCUACCGGUGCCGAGUUUAUUUUGCUGAGAAAAAGACAGAAGCGCCGGACUGACCGGCUCUAGCGACAAAUGUUAACGUUUGAAAAAAAAGGAAUGUAAAUAAAAGAGGAAAUAUGUUUGUACAGA
This is a messenger RNA of Trichomycterus rosablanca, 5813 nucleotides long. It is a transcript of the gene adgrb3, whose product is annotated as adhesion G protein-coupled receptor B3. Lineage: Eukaryota; Metazoa; Chordata; Actinopteri; Siluriformes; Trichomycteridae. Gene Ontology annotation, cellular component: synaptic cleft; postsynapse; plasma membrane. The record is from RefSeq and is a predicted model, not a curated record. Gene Ontology annotation, molecular function: G protein-coupled receptor activity. The transcript has 31 exons. Bases 364 to 4899 code for a protein of 1511 amino acids. Gene Ontology annotation, biological process: adenylate cyclase-activating G protein-coupled receptor signaling pathway; negative regulation of angiogenesis; neuron remodeling.